AAGAGUUCCAAAACCUGCCAGACAUUUCAACUUCCGGGCCUAGAAGAAAUCGAACAAACUGUUCUGAAUGCCCAAGUUGACGCUGAAAAUGAAAUGUUGCACCUGGGUCUUCAGGCUGUGCAUCCUAUCUCAGCAUUAUUUCCUGAAAUAAGGUCUGAAAUUCCUUUUGAAACACCCAUCACGAACGAAGAACGGAAUGAUGAUGAAGUCAAUACAUAUGCUGAUGCAGAUGUUGACUUGGAUGAUGAGCACAACUAUUUGGAUCUCGAUUUGGAUCAUUUGGAUAUAACUGUGGCUUCAAACGGUGAUUCCAGCAUGCAUGCCGAGAUGUAUGUACCUUUGGAUGUUGAAGAUGAAUUGCGGCUUAUGCUAGGAGAAAGCGCUAACAACAUUGAAAUUAAACAUCUCAUCAAGGAAAAUGUAACAAUAAAAUCAUCACGACUGUACUUCAAAAUGCAGAAUUCAGAUGGAAAAGAAGUUUUUGUGAAAAAGUCAACUGUCGUUUGGUUGUUUAACAAUGUUAAGGAUACCGUUAGUUCAGAUCGCCUAUACCGUUUUGUUAGGAAUAAUGAUAGGAGAGUUGACCCUAUUUUAGCCCAGUCUGCAGGAACGCAUGAUGAAAUUCAUAUUGGAGAUUGGUGUGAGUUUAAAUAUAGGGCACAUGGAAGAACACGAGUCGUGUAUGGUAAUGUGGUAGGAUUUGAAUACAUCAACGGUAGAUCGAAGAACUACACGCUGCACUGCGCUCCAGUAAAACCACCCAGUGGCAUUGUGCCAAGAGGAAUUUUUGUGUAUGCUAACUGGUUUGAACGAUGUGGCAAUGUAGCGAACAAAAUUCAACUUACUAACAUUGUAAAUGAUGGUCGGAUUGAUAUAGAUUUGUACAAAACACAUAUCCAAUCUCCAACAUUUAUAAACAAUGUUAUGACACUAGCUUGA
This is a messenger RNA of Toxorhynchites rutilus septentrionalis, 939 nucleotides long. RefSeq lists its product as uncharacterized. The record is from RefSeq and is a predicted model, not a curated record. The coding region runs from base 94 to 939 and encodes 281 amino acids. Lineage: Eukaryota; Metazoa; Arthropoda; Insecta; Diptera; Culicidae. The transcript is spliced from 2 exons.